Hevea brasiliensis (rubber tree) is the source of this 396-nucleotide messenger RNA. RefSeq lists its product as uncharacterized. The transcript has a single exon. Bases 1 to 396 code for a protein of 131 amino acids. The record is from RefSeq and is a predicted model, not a curated record. Lineage: Eukaryota; Viridiplantae; Streptophyta; Magnoliopsida; Malpighiales; Euphorbiaceae.
AUGAAAACCAGGACCAUCAAUGAGUAUCCAGGGGCCAGAAACUUUCAUAGAGGAAACCAAGCGGAACCUGGUUUGGUGAAAAGUGCGACAAGUCCUGACACCUUGAGCAAACUGCCGCAGCCUUCUGAGAUCACACCAUCAGUUCAAAAGGCACCAAGUUCGCCCAAAUUGUUCUCUUCCAAGAGGAUAAACUACUGCAUUAUAGCUUCAGAGAGAACGCGAGCUAUUUGUUCUCUCAUUGUAGCUUUUCUUGUCAAUGUGAAUUCAGAUAGCUUCAUUGCCUCAAGGCCUUUUUGCAUAAUCCUGUUAACUGAUGUAACAAUUGUGCUUGCCCGAUUGUUUCGUGAGAGCGGAAAUGACUCCGAGGAGAUUGAGGACGAAAAAGAUGCAGGUUAA